AAGAAAAAAAGUUCCCGCAACGCCAAAUGUUCUCAUCUCUUGCAUCCACGUACUCACUUGCACGUGAGAUAUUCGGGAUUGUUUGAGUUGAGUUGAGCGUCGGGGUCAGUGAUAAUGUCAACUCUGGAGAAGGGUUCGGCGCCGACGUCGUGGACGUCGCGUUUCGCGUUUGCUCGUAGCAAGAAGGUGAUUGCAGGAUUUGCAGCCUUGACGGGUAUCUUGAUCGCAGUAAUUGUGAUCAUCGCCUUUGCAGCCACGGGAAAGCUUCAUACAGGCGGCUCAUCCACCAGCGCCAUGGCCGAAGGACAGUCAAUUGGCACUACCACUUCACCUCUGUCAACCACAAGAACGGCAGCGGCUGGCAAUCUCGCAACUACCGAUUCGAAAGUCGAGUCCACCCAAGUGUCUAUCACAGCUUCAUCCACAGCCGAACAAUCCAAUGAGCCGUCUUCCACUUCCACUGUCGGUGCAUCGUCUGUUGGUUCCAAUGACGUUCCAUUGAGGAUCAUGGCCCUAGGCGCUUCCAUCGUGAAGGGUGAAACUUCUCCCGGCUACCUAGGUUUUCGCAAGCCAAUGCGUGACGAGCUGGCUGAUUCUGGAUUCACGGUCAAUAUGGUGGGCUCAGUACGUCUCGGGGACUUUGUCGACAACGACGUGGAGGCAUACGGAGGAAAGAAGAUCACAGAGAUGCACGACUACGCUAAGAAGGCCGUGCCUCGACUCCUGCCCAACGUAUUCGUCAUUAACCUGGGGACCAACAACCUCCUGCAGAACAAGGAUACCGACAAAGUGGGCCAGCAGAUGGAGGAUAUGAUCAACUACUUGUUGACGGCCUCGGAGCAGUCGACAGUCAUACUGAGCACGAUGUUGACUAACAAAGUUCCUAAUAUGGAGCCAACGGUCUUGAAGAUGAACCAACAGUAUCGAGACAUCAUGAAGAACUUCGAGGCAGACGGAAAGCCGGUCAUACUGGCCGAGAUGCAUCCUAGCGACGGUGGCUCUGGGGUUCCUACGAUCAGUGAUAUUGGACCCGAUGGUUCGCAUCCCACCGUUGAAGGCUACGAGAAGAUGGGACACAUUUUUGUCCAGGCAAUCCAGAGCGCCGCGGAGGAUGGCCUGUUACGCAAACCUGCCGAUAACGGAACCCCGGACGAUGGAGAGGCUGAGAGGAACGGAUCUGCUAAGAGCUGAGGAGUGCUCGUAUUAGCUGUCAAUCCAACAAAGAAAGACCGUCAAAACUAUAGAGCCCAGGCCUAGUCAUUCAGGCAAUCAGCUUCACCUCGUUUUAGCUAGAGAGGGUUGAUUCGAGUGAGAC
Molecule: messenger RNA, 1315 nt
Organism: Hypoxylon fragiforme
Lineage: Eukaryota; Fungi; Ascomycota; Sordariomycetes; Xylariales; Hypoxylaceae
Product: carbohydrate esterase family 3 protein
Exons: 2
Coding region: 115-1191 (358 amino acids)
Molecular function (GO): phosphatidylcholine lysophospholipase A1 activity
Source: RefSeq, a predicted model, not a curated record